AUGGCUAGCAACGAAUACCUCGCCAAGCCAAGCGGCGCGUGUUGCCUCGAAGGAACGCUGCACAGUGGCGAGCCGCGCGGGACCUUCACACAGAUUGCCGACGUCGAGACAUAUGUGGCCACGCCACCGCCGGGCAAGUCCAACGGCAACAUCGUGCUGUAUUUUCCUGAUGUCUGGGGCAUGUUUCCAAACGGACUCCUUGUCAUGGACGGCUUCGCAGAUGCAGGCUACCUCACACUGGGGCUUGAUUAUUUCCGCGGCGAUCCCGUGUGGAAACAUCGCAAAAACCGGCACGACAAAUCAAACCCCGCAUUCGACUAUGAGGCAUGGAAGCGCAAACAUGUCGCCUUCGCGGAUGUAGCCGUGCCGAAAUGGGUGGAGGCGGUGAAGGCACAGUACGGUGGCGCUGCUACAAGAUAUGCAUGUGUCGGCUAUUGUUUCGGGGCUCCGUACGUGUGCAACGAGCUCGCAGGGGACACGGUCACGGCCGGAGCAUUUGCCCACCCUGCCUUCCUGAGAGAAGAGCACUUCCGCAAAAUCAAGAAGCCUCUCUUCAUGUCGUGCUCAGAAGUAGACCACACUUUCGACCAAGGAUCAAGACGGAGAGCGCUGGACAUUUUGCGUGCAGAAAAGAAGACGUGGCAUCUGCAAUUGUUUUCUGGGGUUGAGCAUGGAUUCGCUUUGCGGGGCGAUCCAGAAGACUCCUUUCAACGGUGGGUUAAAGAGGAAAGUUUGAGGGGUAUGUUGCAAUGGUUUGAUUUCUGGCUCUCUCAGUAA
Lasiodiplodia theobromae is the source of this 777-nucleotide messenger RNA. Its product is annotated as Dienelactone hydrolase. The coding region runs from base 1 to 777 and encodes 258 amino acids. The transcript has 4 exons. Lineage: Eukaryota; Fungi; Ascomycota; Dothideomycetes; Botryosphaeriales; Botryosphaeriaceae. The record is from RefSeq and is a predicted model, not a curated record. Gene Ontology annotation, molecular function: hydrolase activity.